GGAGCCUCUACCCUGCUACGACAUGGCGAGUACUCUCAUUCCUUUGGAAAGAAGUCUUGUAAAUCUUUAUUAGUUUUGGCUUCGUGCGUAACAUUUAAGGAUUAUUUAGUUCUCAGUGGCUAAGAGUGAUGUGUUCUCUAUCAUCAUGUGGCAUCCACAAGGGAAAUAAAACCGUGAGUAAUUUAUGGUGGAAUAUAAUAUGUAGGCCUCUUAAAUCCAUUGUGUUGAUUUUUGGUGAGCGAAAUUGAAGAAGCCAUCAUAAUCAACGCGGGAACUUGGAUAAUGAUGUUGAAAUAGAAUGUCCAAGUGUCAGUGUGUGUUGUCCUUGUCACAAAGGCCACCCUUUAAUGUCUUGGUAGGUGGGCAGCACCUGAACACCAUGAAGGUUUCCGAUGCCUCCCCAACUGCCAGGUCAUCUACAACAACAGCUCAGCCAACCAUCUCCAAACGUCACAACCCAGACAACACUGCUGGAGUUGUUGUGGAGAGUGAAAAUGCUCCCCUUGCCUUACAUAAUAAACGCCAGCGAACGAAGAGUGGAUCAGAAUCGAUGGAUGCCUUGGUGGCAUACCAGGAAAGUGCCAUAUCUGCUGCAGACUGCUGCAGCAGAGGAGAGUCUACCCCCCUCUGUGAACGUAAUGUGAGAACUUCAAGACCCGAGGGAAACUCAGAGGGUACCAAUUCCCAGUGUUUGGAAGCCUCAUGUUCUUGUACUGUGUGGGACAAGGGUGGUGAUAAUUUAAAUAAUUUUAUUGCUGGAGAUUUAACUAGAGGUAAUGUAAGUAGAGAGUGUAGGUGUAAUGGACAGAUAAAUGUGUUAGAAUCAAGUGAUAAUAGUUUAGUUGUAGGGGAAUAUUCUAAUCACAGACCUGUAGUCGGUGGCACUGGUGGAUUGUCACCUCACUGUGUAGCAACAUUAGAAUAUGUGACCAAAUUACCUGAAGGAUGUUCAGGUGGUGUUAGUGAUACCUCAGUGCUCAAUUCUGCGAACCUAGGUGAUCCAAGUGAUGCCAUUGAAGACUUAGAAGAUGACGAUAAUUAUCUAGAUUCUUCUGAAGAGGAAGUGGAAGAUGAAUUUACCAUAGUCAAUAAUGAAGAUGAUGAAAGCUGCGGUGAAGAUGAUCAGAGUGUCAUAAGCUCAGUUACUGUCGGAUCAACAUGCUCAUUGCGUUCUGUGGCUAGCGAAGCCCUUAACACCGUGUGUAUUAAUGAGCAUGGAGUAGCUGCGAAUGAAGAUGGUUCAUUGCUGUAUGCUGAAGCACCUGCACUUGCACCUUUGCCGUCCUUAAGUCCUAGUCUAUUUUCACAUGUUCCACCCUCAAUAAAUUUCUGUCAGUACAAUGAGAAAACAGUUGAACUUCCUUUGGCUAUUGCGAGACUUUUGAAGUGGAGAUUUACCAAUAUUACACCUCUUAUUGUUCGAAAAACUAUAUCAAACUCUGGUUUCAAAAUUACAAAAAAAACAAUGCAGUGGUGUGGAACAUGGGGAAAGCACAUGAAAAGUCCAUGUUUUAAGGGUGUCCGGGAAUUUCAGAAAGUGAAUCACUUUCCGGGAACUUUCCAGAUUGGUCGCAAAGACAAACUGUGGAAGAAUUUUUUGAGGUUACAAGCUAAGUUUGGGAAGGAAGAGUUUGGCUUCAUCCCAAAGACUUUUGUUUUGCCAGGUGAUGUCAAGGCUCUGAAAGCUGCCUUUGAUAAAGAAGGAGUGAAAAAGAAGUGGAUUGUCAAACCCCCAGCAUCAGCAAGAGGAACAGGAAUUCAGGUUGUCCAUAAAUGGUCACAAGUGCCUACUGAAUCAUCAUUAGUGGUUCAGAGAUAUAUAAGCCGCCCUUACCUCAUCAACGAUACCAAGUUUGACAUGCGUAUAUAUGUCCUCGUCACUUCUUUCCAUCCAUUACGAAUAUACCUUUAUCAAGAUGGACUUGUUAGAUUUGCAUCAGUUCAGUACAACAAUGCAUCUACAAGCUUGAGUGAUCGAUAUAUGCACCUAACAAAUUACAGCGUCAAUAAGUCAUCAUCAUCGUACACCCACAAUGUUGAUGCUGGACAGUGCCAAGGACAUAAAUGGACUGUCAAGUCAUUGUGGGGUUAUUUAAAGGCUAAGGGUGUAGAUACAUCUGCCUUGUGGAGUCGCAUUGCUGAUUUAGCCAUAAAGACCAUAAUAAGUGGAGAACAUGACAUCAUCAUAAGGACAAGGAAAAAUGUCCGCUCCAGGUAUUCAUGCCAUGAACUCUUUGGCUUUGAUGUUAUUAUUGAUGAACGCUUAAGGCCUUGGCUGUUGGAGGUGAACAUUUCCCCGUCACUUCAUUCUGCCUCCCCAUUAGACCAUUCUGUCAAAGGCCCACUUAUUGUGGAUGUUUUGAAUAUGGUUUCCUUCCACAUUCCAGAUAAAUUAAGCCAGCAACAGCAGACUAGUUUGCUCACAGAGUUGAAUCUUGGGAAAAAAGUUUCAGGACUCUGUCUGGAUCGACGUCUUUACACAAGACUUUUAACUCUAGAAGAACAGCAAAAGCACAUAAAAAUCAAUGCUGCUCCUCGAAGUCAGUACUUGUCAACAGCCAUAGAGAACCUUACUUCAGAUGAUGUUCGUCAUCUGUUGGUGUCAGAAGAUGAACUUCACCGAGCUGGAAAGUUCUCUCGCAUUUUCCCAACAGCAGAAACCUUCCCGUACAUGGGCUUCAUUGAUAAACCCCGUUAUUAUAAUAGGUUACUGGAUGCAUGGGAGAAUUCCUAUGGUAGUUGCAGAGAAAAAGGAAUAGAGCGUUUAGAGGCGCUCUGUGCCGAAAAGUUCCACCUAAAAGUGCCUCACUCUUUCAAAAUGCCAAAGGUUACUCUGACAAGCAGCAACAAGGUCGCCUCCAGACUGCCACACUCCCCCCUACUGGGGAAGUUCGUUCCACAACCACAAUCCUCACCCCAGCUCCCCCUAAAAUCCCAGUCCCAACCAUUACUGAGGGGAAAGAAGAAAACACUGUCUCGUCCAAGGCUGAGGGAUGCCAAAAUAAAAGUAAAUCCCCUGAAACCAGCGUCAGUGUCUAAGUUCUUAAUGGUGAGGGGAAUAGCCUCAGGGCUAGAGAACAUUGAAGAAGCUGAAAAUGAGAAUGAUUUGGACCUGGAGGGAGAGGAGGAUAGUACAAGUGAAGGAGAGCCCAUUCAAAACAUUGGACAAAACUGCACCCAUCAGUAUAUGAUUCAAGAAGAUUCAAUUGAAAAAAAGGAAGAGAAUGAUUCUGCUGAACAAAGAGAAUCUAAUGUAAAUGAGAAAAAUAUAAAAAUAAGCAGUGCUGGGAAGGAAGCAUAUGAGAUGGCAUGUUCAGACAAAUUUAACAAAAACUGUGAAAUGGAAGUUGAAUUUGGUUUUCAUGGUUCUAAAAGAUGUGAAGUAGAAUUAACCUGUGAUGAUAGCAGAAAUGAGAAGGAACAAAUGGAAGAGACUUCAGUAAAAGAAUUAACACUGACAAGUGAGAACAUUGACAGUAAAAUUAAGGAAGGUAUUGGACAUAUUUGAUAAAUUAACAAUAUCUGAUGAAAUGUAAUCUAUGUAUAAAAGGAAAAUUUAUACGUGUAUCAUAAUUGUAUAUUUUACAGUCAGGUAUAGAUUUAAAAUACUACAGAAUUUGGAAAAGUAGUAUAAUCUUUAAUAUUUUGUCCUAAGAAGUUUGGCAUUGCAGGUGUAAUUUUCAUUUGUUGAAUAGACAUGGGAAAAUUUUUUAUAUCUUCAGAUAAUGGAGGUAAUGUAAGAAUUAAACUUCUUUGGUAUUACAGUACAAGAUUAAAAAGAAAAGGAAUUGAAAUUAUUCCAUUCAAUUUAAUAGACUCAACGAGUGAGUGAUGCUAGAUUGCGAGUUUCAGUUCCAUAUAUUGUGGUGUUUCAAGAAUGUUUUGAUAAGAGUGGAUUUUACCCUCACAUUUGAAGUAUAUGAGACACCUAAGGGUCUAUGCCUUGGAUCCAGUUUUUAUUUAAUUUCUAAUGUCAAAAUAUCUCCACCUAAGCAUUAUUUUAAUGAGUUUUCAAAAUGUAAGAUGUAUGAUAACUUCUAAGGUAGGUUGCAUUGUAAUAAAGAAGCGGUAUAAUCCUAUAUUGCGUAUUUAUUGUUCAAUAUGAUGUAAUAUAUGGGAACAAAAGGAUUAUUUAUUUAAUGCAUAUGGUAUUGCUUUUUGUUUUGAUUGGCUUAAUGUGGUGUAUUAAGGCAUUUAAAAAAUUGCAAGAUUUUAAGUUUUCUACAAUUCUAAAAAUAAGACAAUAUCUGUACUUGACUGGUAUAUGGAAGAAAAGUAUUUUGAAACCUUGUCCUUCAUUUUUAUUUGUGUGCUUUAUUUUUUAUUCGGUUGCUGUUCAUCACACCAUGCUUAAUACCUGUGAUUGGUGUCAGGCCACAUACAAGUAUUAGCAGGGUAUUUUGUCAGUAUAAUCUAAAGAGAAAGUGUUAAAUUCAUUCAACAAUUUUUAUUUUUUAACUUCUUUGGUACUUACGUUAGGAGAACUUGUUAAUAGUAUACAAAGGGGGGUAUGGAUAGUAACUAGUUAAGUACCAAAAGUAUACAGAAUUCAGAUUUUGAAUAAAGUGAAAGCAAUUACAAAAUAAAACAUAAAAGAUCUA
This is a messenger RNA of Macrobrachium nipponense, 4601 nucleotides long. RefSeq names its product tubulin monoglutamylase TTLL4-like. The record is from RefSeq and is a predicted model, not a curated record. The transcript is spliced from 16 exons. Bases 299 to 3508 code for a protein of 1069 amino acids. Gene Ontology annotation, cellular component: cilium. NCBI's taxonomy places the organism in Eukaryota, Metazoa, Arthropoda, Malacostraca, Decapoda, Palaemonidae. Gene Ontology annotation, molecular function: tubulin binding; tubulin-glutamic acid ligase activity. Gene Ontology annotation, biological process: protein polyglutamylation; microtubule cytoskeleton organization.